Messenger RNA from Oncorhynchus keta (chum salmon), 3503 nucleotides. RefSeq names its product reticulon-4 receptor-like 2. The record is from RefSeq and is a predicted model, not a curated record. The coding region runs from base 192 to 1580 and encodes 462 amino acids. Gene Ontology annotation, molecular function: protein binding. Gene Ontology annotation, cellular component: plasma membrane. NCBI's taxonomy places the organism in Eukaryota, Metazoa, Chordata, Actinopteri, Salmoniformes, Salmonidae. The transcript is spliced from 4 exons.
AUACAGGGUGACGUAUGAGAGAUUCCGCCGCAGUCCACAGCCGUGGGCGCGAGCUCAUCAAGUAUAAAUCCCAGGAAUUCUGCUCGUCACUCACUCAGUCGCACCGACUCGGUUACCAGAGCUGAACUUCAGCGGAGAUAGCAGGCACUUUCUCAGCGCUCAGGCUAACUCGCUGUCGGCUUUGGUUCGAGAUGGAAACUCUCUCGACUGCACGGAGGUCUUGGAGCUUCAACAUCCACAACUUCAAAAGUGGGCUCACCCUAUGGCUGGUGUUGUGGUUGGUGGCGGUGAAGCCGAGUGGGGCGGGGACUUGUCCAAGGCUGUGUGUGUGUUACCCGUCACCCAUGACGGUAAGCUGCCAGUCUCAGAACUUCACCACCGUGCCUUCCGGAGUUCCCUACGACUCCCAGCGCGUCUUUCUGCAGAACAACCGCAUCACCGAGCUCAGAGCAGAUUCUUUUGGCUUCGAGACACAGGUUCUCUGGCUCUACUCCAAUAACAUCACAUUGAUUGAGGCUGGAGCCUUCAGCAACCUGAGGGUUCUAGAAGAGCUGGACCUUGGUGACAACCCAUCGCUAAGGCGACUGGAGGGUGGAGCGUUCCGGGGACUGGAGAAGCUGCAGAGCCUGCACAUGCAUCGCUGCAAGCUGGCCGCUCUCCCCCACGACCUCUUCCUCAAGCUCUACAGCCUGCAGUUCCUCUACCUGCAGGAGAACCAGCUGCACUUCAUCCAGGACGACCUCUUCUCCGACCUGGUCAACCUGAACCACCUCUUCCUGCACGGCAACCGCAUCCGCACUCUGUCCGAGAAUGCGUUCCACGGCCUGGUUAACCUGGACCGCCUCCUGCUCCACGACAACCGAAUCCGGCAGGUGAACCGCCGUGCUUUCCGCGACCUGGGCCGUCUGACCAUCCUCUACCUGUUCAACAACUCCCUGGCAGAGCUUCCGGGCCAGGCCAUGAAAGAUGCUGUGGCAGUCCAGUUCCUCCGCCUCAAUGGGAACCCCUGGUCCUGCGGCUGUGAGGCCCGCCCCCUGUGGGAGUGGUUCCGUACAGCUCGCAUCUCCUCCUCCGAGCUGAUGUGCACUUCCCCCUCCCCCCGCCGCGGACAGGACCUGCGCUUCCUUCGAGAGAUGGACUUUGCCCGUUGCCCCCUCCCCGACCCUGGGUCACUGGCCGGCACCACCACGACCACCUUCAGCACCAAGACAAGAUGGUGGUUCUCCAAGCACAAGCCUGUGGCUUCGUCCAAAGGAAUCUUCCAGAAGAGCUCCGAAACGGUCAAGGCGCACCCCUUCUCCUCGGUCAAGCCCAACCAGCCCUCCAACCCUUCCUCCAACUCCUUCUUCUCUAAGUACGAGCUUGCGGAGGAGGAGGUGAACCUGCCCAAGGUGGACCAGGAGGAGUACUGGGCCAACUACGGGAACGAAGAUGCCUCCGUGCGCUGCUUCGAGCUUGAGUGUCCGCCCGGCUACGAUACCCCGGUCCUCCUGCCCUCCUCCUCCUUCCCCACUCGGUCUUUCAUCCCUCUCCUUUCCCUUUCUGUGCUAACUCUCUGCCUCCACCUUCUCUUUGGCUGAACAGCCCCUCAGCUUCUUUUUUUCUCCAACUCUAUUUCUCCAACUCCUUUCUCUUUCUCCUCUGGACACCUGGAUCUUGAUUCCUUUCAGUUUCCCCCCUGGCCCCCAGGGGGCAGUACACUGAUGUAGGAGCAGGCAGGCAGGCAGUAGGGAGCUGCUCUCAGGAGUACAGGUGAGAUGCAGUGUAGGUCACCAUUUCAUUGGAAGGCACCGCUGCUGCUGAUAGAGCUGAGCUCAUUUUUCACUGAGAUGACACCACAGCAGCAGGUUCUGUCGCCAUUGACAGCACGAUAGUGUGGCCAGCUUACGCAAGUUCCAAUCACUACUGCUACUACCGCACUAACACACCACACACCAAGACAUCUAUACAUUUAGUACCACAACAUAGCACUGCAUUCAAUUCAUACCACUCAGUAAGCUGGUGGCAUUUUCAGGAAUUUUAUCACCAUAACUACUAGUUUGUAUUCGCAGCGAACAACGCAGGCGUUGUGACGCUGGCUAUUUUGUAUGGCGUCAAAACGCUCACCAUUGUCAACCACUGCGUGCCAGUCCUGCUAAGAAAAGAUUUUCAAAAGCAACACUUUCCUUUGGCUUCAUCUUUGUCACUGACCUUUCAACCUUCACUUCUCUACCUGAGAGACCAGGGACACCAGAGUGCUGCUCCUACAGGGCUACCGCAGCAGGAGACAGAGAACACGGAGGGUAUCUCAUAGAGGGAAUAGCAGGAAGACAAGAAUACUUAUGGAAAAAUACUGCAGUGAGACAUCUGUCACUGAAAUGGUAAAGGAGAGGUGGAUAGAUGUGAAGUAAAGGAUGUGGGCCUGUAUGUAACAGGGAUAGGACAGAAACGAAAAUACAAGACUUUAAAGGAUGCUGGCAAGCAAGAGACGGGAUAAAAGAGAGAGAGUGUGAGAGUGAUAGGAUUAAGAGUUGUUACGACAUACAACAGACAUCAGGCCAGGUCAGAGUGCCAGUAAGGGAGUGAAAACGAGGGUGCCUCUCCAUCUCCCAACAUUUGACAUGUCAUCUAUUUUUCCUGUCAACACCAUCAAUAAAAACCACACUGUAAAUAUCUCACACGAACUCCGUAGGUAGUGAUACACUUGUGACACUAGAUAGCUACAUACAUGACACUGCUGUGUAGUUUAUUGUAUGAAGCCCAUGCUUCAACAUUCUUCAGGUUUUCUAGUUUUUCUUUCUCUUUUUCCAUUGGUGAUUGUUGCCAUGAGAAACACCCUCAUGUUUAUUAGUGUACUGUAUGUAAAGAUUGAGGAGAUUUGAAAAGAUAUAUGGAAAUCUUUCCCUUCAAUAGUCCAUCUCUACCUCUUAUUUCUAAGUCUGUCGUUCCCCUCGUGACCACAGUGUGUGUCUCGCUCUGUGUUAAUGUGAGAUGAACACAGAAGGACAGUAUACUGGGAAGAACCUAUAGCCCAUUAUGGUGACUGAAGCCCGGGUCUAGCAGGGUUGAUCCAGUCCAAAGGAGUGACAGUGUCCUGCUGCGGGUCAGCACCAGAUAAGGAGUGCCCCAGUCAUUCCUUUAAUGUGUGUUUGUCAGUAGCCUCUCGUGCUAAAAGUCGUUUAACAAUCCCUCUCGUUAGCAAGCUGUCCUAUUUAAAUAAGUCUGACUCUAAGAGGAUUCCACUGGGAGUAGAAGACACAGCUGUUUGAUUCCAGAUCUAACACACACACACACACUCCCGACAGCAGGUGCAUGGAUGAAUGUACAUCUCUGUCAAAUCAAAUCAAAUGCAAACCCAACCAGGUAAUGAUGAGUGUCGGGGCAUUUCUGUUUGUCACUCCCCAUGUGCCACUCCCUCUCCUCCCCUGACCGUGUGGUUGAAUGGAAUAUGAAGGAAACUGUGACAAUGUUGCACAUUUUCUUUUCAAUGGAAGCUGUGAAUAAACAUUUUCUUGGUUUUACUA